This is a messenger RNA of Gadus morhua (Atlantic cod), 720 nucleotides long. RefSeq lists its product as uncharacterized. The record is from RefSeq and is a predicted model, not a curated record. The coding region runs from base 1 to 696 and encodes 231 amino acids. Lineage: Eukaryota; Metazoa; Chordata; Actinopteri; Gadiformes; Gadidae. The transcript has 3 exons.
AUGGAAGCCACUAACAGCAACCUCGGAGCGCAGCCUGAGCCAGAGGCCGUGGAACCAGAAGAGUCCGACAGCGCUGCUGCUGCUGCUCCUCCUCCUCCAUCAAAGAGGAAAAGGAAGCACAGGUGGACGCCAAGCAGGGUUACCAUUUGCCGCCACAAAUCGCAACUGAGGCAGGACACCAGGGUGUUAAAUGAGCAAAAGGGGAAGCCCCAAUGCCAGCCGGGGGACCCCUGCCCCACGUGCGCCCAACCUAGGACCCUGGACACGGGGCACGCGCUGUACAAGAGCAGUGCGUACUGCGAGUCAGAGGCGGGCCCUGGGGGCCUCACCGCUCGUGAGUGGCUAAUCAGCCAACAGGCCCCGGAGGACGCCGGGAAGGUGCCCAGGACCACCCUCUGGAACAUCGCCCGCAGGAAGGAGGUCGGCGACUCCUCUUCCCCUCGACGAAAAACGCACAAGCUGCGGAUCUGCCAGCGGUGCCUCCAGCCGGCGCAGAAAGAUUUUGGCCACAGCCGGUUCGACGGGGAGAACUUCUGCUCCCUCUACGCCGGCAAAGGCGUAGACCUGUGGCUGGCCGAGAAGAGGGACCGCAAGAGGCGAAAGCCAAAGAGGAAGCAGAGGAAGCAGCGGGAGGAGAGGAGGGCGAAGGGCCCGGUGUCAGCCCCUGGAGAGGAACACAGCCCCGGCAGAGUGUGAGGCUGCUCCUCCCCGGGAACCCCC